AUGGAGAUCUCAAAGCCCCAAUCGUUCUUCCAAGACAUCAGAUCCAGAGAGCUACAUGGAUUCAGAGCUCCAAAGCGACCGUACAUCAAUGGCCUGGCAUCAGAUUUCUAUGAAAUUGGGGCCAUUGCUGCUGAACACAACGGCCCUCCAAUGGCGAUUUCGUUUGGCAAGACGUGUAAAAACUCUGACAUUGUCGCAAUGUCAGACGAAGAUGGGUACCUGAGCUUGUUCGAUACACGUCGCAAGUUCUCUGCAUCAGCAUCUUUCCAAGAAAAUGCAGAUAAAACUAAGGUGUGUGAUUGGGUUGCACAUCAAAAUGCUGUGUUUGACGUCUGUUGGAUUAAGGAUGAUACUCAAAUUAUGACAGCUUCUGGUGAUCAAACUAUCAAGGUAUGGGAUAUUCAGGAAAAGAAAUGUACUGCAAUACUGAUGGGGCACACAGGAAGUGUGAAAUCUCUCUGUCCUCAUCCAACUAAUCCUGAGAUUAUUGUCUCUGGUUCGAGAGAUGGCUCCUUUGCUCUUUGGGAUAUGAGAUGUAAUUCAAGCUCCAAAAAUAUUCACGGGGAGAUUGCAAUAUGCUCAACUGCUGUGGUUAAAGGGGCUCAUCUUUUUCCACGGGCAAAGCGUGUAAGGCGCGGAAAGGCUGCUUCCAUGAGCAUCACAUCAGUUCUUUAUCUUAAAGACGAGGUUUCCAUUGCUACUGCUGGAGCUGUGGACAGCAUUGUCAAGUUUUGGGAUACUAGAAGUUUGAAAAAUGUCGUCACACAGACAUUCCCUCAGCUAGAGUCUACUGAGAAGGAAAGAAGAUUACAUGGUAUAACUAGCUUAUCCCAAGAUUUAAACGGAGUGUUUAUUUCAGCCUCAUGUAUGGACAACAGAAUAUAUUUGUAUAAUGUACUUCAGCUACAAAAGGGUCCUAUGCAAUCUUUCAGUGGAUGUAAGAUUGAAUCUUUUUUUGUAAAGUCAGUUCUUAGCCCUGAUGCUGCUCACAUGCUCAGUGGUUCCAGCGAUGGAAAUGCCUAUAUUUGGCAGGUAAACAAGCCUCAAGAAGAUCCUGUAAUAUUGAAAAGCCAUGACGGAGAAGUUACAGCAGUGGAUUGGUCCCAUUUUGAGGUUGGGAAGAUGGCAACUUCUUCGGAUGAUUUUACAGUUCGCAUUUGGAACUCUCAGAAUAGUUACGGCCCAAGCACAAACUCACCAUCUGUCAUCCGGAGGAGAGUCAUGGCAAUCCCAGGUGCAGAAUGUAGAAAGCUUCUAAUGAAUGAAUCAAUUCAUACGUCAAAGGACUCUGGAAAUUUGUGUCCGUCAGACGACGGAUUGGAUGAAUCUAGUUCAAGAAAACCAAUUAAAAUGCCGAAAAUCAGUACUCCCCAAUUUCAGAAGAACCAAUCUAUGGCAGAUUCUGACUUUAUUGAAACCUUUGAAAAGACCCCAGAUGCUGCGUUGAAGAGCCCUUCUUCUGUUCUGAACCCUCCUUCCUCUCUAAAAAGGAAAACAAUCCGAGAUUACUUUGGAGUGCCUACUUUAAACUUGUAGCCUGUCUUUUUCUUUUUGUUGGGUUUACUGUACAAAGUGCCGAUAGUGCCUCUGAGCCUACCGUUUCAGAAGUGGGUGCAUUCAACCCCCUUUUCAGAAUGUUUCAUAGUUUAUAUUUGGAAUGUAAAGCCGCAUGCAAAAGGAUUUUACGCGAUGGAAAUAUAACAUCUCAUUUUUGUCCACCCCGCCUAAGAAAAAGAAGGGAAUAUAUUACAUUGCUUUAUUGAUGUUAUGUGACAUGUGUUAUCUGUUUUGUGUACAUACCAAGCAAUUUGGUCCUAUGUGGGAAUUUUUUAUUUUUUGGGUCAAAA
This is a messenger RNA of Prunus mume (Japanese apricot), 1847 nucleotides long. RefSeq names its product Transducin/WD40 repeat-like superfamily protein. Gene Ontology annotation, biological process: proteasome-mediated ubiquitin-dependent protein catabolic process. Gene Ontology annotation, cellular component: nucleus. NCBI's taxonomy places the organism in Eukaryota, Viridiplantae, Streptophyta, Magnoliopsida, Rosales, Rosaceae. The record is from RefSeq and is a predicted model, not a curated record. Gene Ontology annotation, molecular function: protein binding; protein-macromolecule adaptor activity.